This is a messenger RNA of Chrysochloris asiatica (Cape golden mole), 1740 nucleotides long. It is a transcript of the gene LARP7, whose product is annotated as La ribonucleoprotein domain family, member 7. Gene Ontology annotation, biological process: RNA processing. Gene Ontology annotation, molecular function: mRNA binding. The transcript is spliced from 12 exons. The record is from RefSeq and is a predicted model, not a curated record. Gene Ontology annotation, cellular component: nucleus. The coding region runs from base 1 to 1740 and encodes 579 amino acids. NCBI's taxonomy places the organism in Eukaryota, Metazoa, Chordata, Mammalia, Afrosoricida, Chrysochloridae.
AUGGAGAUUGAAAAUGAAAUUCAAGACAGGUCAUUGGAAGAGGAAAGCAUAAAGAAAAAAGAUAACGAAAAAAAGAAAAGGUCUCGGGUUAAACAAGUGCUAGCUGACAUUGCUAAGCAAGUAGAUUUCUGGUUUGGAGAUGCAAAUCUGCACAAGGAUAGAUUUCUGAGAGAACAGAUAGAAAAAUCUAGAGAUGGAUAUGUUGAUAUAUCACUUCUUGUGUCAUUUAACAAAAUGAAAAAAUUGACCACUGAUGGAAAAUUAAUUGCCAGGGCAUUGAAAAGUUCAGCUGUUGUAGAGUUGGAUUUAGAAGGCACCAGGAUCCGUAGAAAAAAGCCUCUAGGUGAAAGACCAAAGGAUGAAGAUGAGCGGACUGUUUAUGUGGAACUACUUCCCAAAAAUGUUAACCACAGCUGGAUUGAAAAAGUGUUUGGGAAAUGUGGCAAUGUCGUUUAUAUAAGCAUCCCACACUAUAAAUCUACUGGAGAUCCGAAAGGAUUUGCCUUUGUAGAAUUUGAAACAAAAGAACAAGCAGCAAAAGCUAUUGAGUUCCUUAACAAUCCACCAGAAGAAGCACCAAGAAAACCUGGUAUAUUUCCUAAGACAGUGAAAAAUAAACCUAUUCCAGCUCUUAAAGUACCUGAAGAAAAGAAAAAGAAAAAAAAGAAGAAAGGUCGCGUGAAGAAGGAAGAUAGUGCCCCAGCCAAAGAGGCAAAUAUAGACACAAAUAAUGAAAACGCCUGUACACUAAAAAGAUCCAGGACAACAUCUGAGGGGUCAGAAGUAGAAAUAACUGAAACCCAAAAGCCGCUCACAAAGAAAAAGAAAAAACGGGAAAAGACUGAAGCAUCAAACUUACCUGAUGUAAAAACCGGUAAGAGGAAGAGGAGCUCCACAGAUGCAGAAUGCCUAGCUCCCAGAUCUAAAGUGAAAAAAACCGCUCAAAAAGAAAACGUUAAAAAGGAAGAUAAGGAAAUUUCCCAAGAAAACAAAGAUUUAGAAGUCUCCACAGAAGAGGAAAAGGAUACAGGAGACAAAGACGGAUCUCUUUUAAAAGCAAAAAGGAAGCACAAGAAAAAGCAUAAAGAGAGACAUAAAAUGGGAGAAGAGGUUAUACCAUUAAGAGUACUAUCAAAGAGUGAAUGGAUGGAUUUGAAAAAGGAGUAUUUAGCUCUACAAAAAGCCAGCAUGGCUUCUUUGAAAAAAACAAUAUCCCAAAUAAAAUCAGAGUCAGAAAUGGAAAUAGACCAUGGAGAACCUAAUAAGUCUGGAAUGAAAAACGAAAAAAGUAAAAGAUAUGAAGAAUGUCGCCCCCAGGAGGUUAAUUCAUUGGGACCACAGUUUGUGAGUGGAGUGAUUGUGAAGAUCAUUAGUGCUGAGACCCUACCAGGCAGGAAACAAGUUCGGGAUACUUUGGCAGCAAUCUCAGAAGUUGUCUAUGUUGACUUGCUAGAAGGAGAUACAGAAUGCCAUGCAAGAUUUAAGACUCCUGAAGCUGCUCAAGCACUGAUAGAUGCAUGCACAGAAAUUCAAAAGAAACACAACUGGAAACUCGAGGUCCUUUCUGGUGAUCAUGAGCAGAGGUAUUGGCAGAAGAUUUUGGUAGACAGACAGGCCAAACUGAAUCAGCCUCGAGAAAAGAAAAGAGGCACUGAAAAGUUAAUCACCAAAGCUGAAAAGAUUAGACUGGCAAAGACUCAGCAAGCAAGUAAACACAUUAGAUUUUCUGAAUAUGAUUGA